GGCUGUCAGUCAGUUGACGUAAGCGUGUACUCUGCAGGUGCAGGGAGAUCGCUGCUGCAUUGGUGCAAUAAGAACCGAACAUUAUACGGAAAAGAUGGCAUCAGCUACAGACUCCCGUUAUGGGCAGAAAGAAUCAUCUGACCAGAACUUUGAUUAUAUGUUCAAGAUCUUAAUUAUUGGGAACAGCAGCGUGGGCAAAACCUCCUUUCUCUUCCGAUAUGCGGAUGACUCCUUCACCCCAGCAUUUGUCAGCACAGUAGGAAUAGAUUUCAAAGUAAAAACCAUUUACAGGAAUGACAAAAGAAUCAAACUGCAGAUAUGGGACACUGCAGGCCAGGAGAGGUACAGGACAAUCACCACAGCAUAUUAUAGGGGAGCAAUGGGAUUUAUCCUGAUGUAUGACAUUACCAAUGAGGAGUCUUUCAAUGCGGUCCAGGAUUGGUCGACUCAGAUCAAGACAUAUUCCUGGGACAAUGCUCAGGUUUUACUUGUUGGGAACAAAUGUGACAUGGAAGAUGAGAGAGUGGUGUCUUCUGAACGUGGGAGACAACUAGCAGAGCACUUGGGUUUUGAAUUCUUUGAAGCCAGUGCCAAAGACAACAUCAACGUGAAGCAGACUUUUGAACGUCUGGUGGACAUUAUCUGCGAAAAAAUGUCUGAAAGCUUGGACACCGCUGAUCCUGCAGUCACCGGAGCUAAACAAGGACCGCAGCUCACCGACCAGCAGGCCCCACCACAUCAGGACUGUGCCUGCUAGACUAAAAACUUCCCUUGUCCACAUAUGUACACCUUUCCACGCCCAUAUCCCCUACCUCCUGUAGAGUGGUGACCUUUCCCUCACUAAUCUUGAAACCUGCGUAUCAUCCAGAUAUGGCUCUCUAUCUGUUACAACCUUUUAAGUUACAAUCUGUGUAGCAAAGACAGGUAAAUCUGAGUGGCUGAUGGAGAAUAAAA
Spea bombifrons (plains spadefoot toad) is the source of this 954-nucleotide messenger RNA. It is a transcript of the gene RAB3A, whose product is annotated as RAB3A, member RAS oncogene family. The record is from RefSeq and is a predicted model, not a curated record. Gene Ontology annotation, biological process: protein localization to plasma membrane; axonogenesis; maintenance of presynaptic active zone structure. The transcript has 5 exons. NCBI's taxonomy places the organism in Eukaryota, Metazoa, Chordata, Amphibia, Anura, Pelobatidae. Gene Ontology annotation, molecular function: GTP binding; GTPase activity. Gene Ontology annotation, cellular component: synaptic vesicle; endosome; synaptic vesicle membrane. Bases 95 to 757 code for a protein of 220 amino acids.